Cucurbita moschata (crookneck pumpkin) is the source of this 1202-nucleotide messenger RNA. RefSeq names its product ribosomal RNA processing protein 36 homolog. Gene Ontology annotation, cellular component: nucleolus; 90S preribosome. The record is from RefSeq and is a predicted model, not a curated record. The transcript is spliced from 10 exons. Gene Ontology annotation, biological process: maturation of SSU-rRNA from tricistronic rRNA transcript (SSU-rRNA, 5.8S rRNA, LSU-rRNA). Lineage: Eukaryota; Viridiplantae; Streptophyta; Magnoliopsida; Cucurbitales; Cucurbitaceae. Bases 245 to 1006 code for a protein of 253 amino acids.
GACCACUCCUCUCUUUUUCCUUCAUCCUCCUCUUUUUCUCAUCACGUUCAGCAGUACCGGUUCCUCUUUCUCUUCCUUUUUUGACGCCGGCGUGACCCACGGUACGGCGACGACACCCACUCCGGCGCAAGGCAACGGCGGUGCAGCUCCCUCAUCUGAUCGACAGACACCAUUCCUGCGACACACUUCGAGGACGGCAUACCUAACUCCAUAGAGGGCCAAUAUUUUCAAUCUCGCAACUGAAAUGAAGAAACAUUGUAGUUCGGUUCCUAGCUCUAGUAAACAAAUGAUGGAGGAUGAAAGAGAAGAUCUUGAAUAUUCUUCCUCAGAAGAAUCUCUUGACUCGGAAGAAGAGAAUAUAGAGCGUGAACUUGCAGAUGUGACUUUUGAGGAGUUACAGAGAGUACGGUCUGAUGGAUCACACUCGAUGUACCAAAAGACCAACCAAGAGAAGAAAGGCAGGCGAGCAAACAAGAACAGGCCAAUGGAGGUUAGCAGCAAGAAACCAGUUGGUAGGUUUAGAGAGGUCAUUCAGGCUCCUAAAAACAUGGUACGUGAUCCACGUUUUGAGUCUCUAACCGGCUCUCUUGAUGUUGAGGGAUUUAAGAAGAGAUAUAGUUUCAUUUAUGAGAAUAAUCUUCCAGCUGAAAAAGAGGAACUGAAAAAGCAGUUAAGGAAAGCCAGUGAUUCAAACGUUGUUGAAGAAUUAAAGAAACAACUGUCUUGGAUUGACAAGCAAUUCAAAUCGGACUCCACAAAGCGUGUAGAUGCUGCAAUUCUGGCCAAUCAUAAAAAGAAAGAGAGAGAAGCAGCCAAGCAUGGGAAAAAGCCCUUCUAUCUUAAGAAAUCUGAAAUUCGAAAGCAAAGGCUUACUGAAAAAUACAACACUCUCAAGUCCACGGGGAAGCUCGACGCCUAUAUGGAAAGGAGGAGGAGGAAAAACGCUGCGAAGGAUCGUAGAUACAUACCGUAUCAAAGGUCAAGCAAGAGUGAUGAACAAGAGUGAUGGUAAAAACGGGUAUUGUUCUCUUGGUUGCUUUGGUUUUAGGAGAUUCAUGGUUCCAUAUUUUGAGAUUUAGAGAAGAAAAUGGCUUACUCAUAGAUAGUUUAUAAUUUGUUGAAUGUUGUUAUGUAUUGUUUGAUGAUAUGUAAAUCUGAUGUCAAAAUAUUUAUAAUAACUUCUUGUCUUCUUUUAGCUCCAA